Scatophagus argus is the source of this 6808-nucleotide messenger RNA. RefSeq names its product probable ribonuclease ZC3H12C. The transcript is spliced from 6 exons. The record is from RefSeq and is a predicted model, not a curated record. The coding region runs from base 719 to 3631 and encodes 970 amino acids. Lineage: Eukaryota; Metazoa; Chordata; Actinopteri; Scatophagidae. Gene Ontology annotation, cellular component: nucleus; cytoplasmic ribonucleoprotein granule. Gene Ontology annotation, molecular function: RNA endonuclease activity; mRNA binding; metal ion binding.
GUGACUGUGGUGCUCUGUAGCCAGGUGUUCUCCAUUGCUGCCCCGGGGCUGUAAUAGCACCAGCCCUCACGCUGCAGCUGCCCUCCCCAGCCUCCCAUUGUGGAGCCCUAUUGUUCAGCCGCCCACCCCUCGUUGAUUCAUCGGCCACACAGGGGAGGCCCUUUCAGACUGAGGAGAGGAGCGGAGUGUGUGUGUGUGUGUGUGUGCUGGUGCGCGUUGAGUACGCGUGCCUUGGGGAAACUGGGUGUCACAGCCACUCCCUUCCUCCUCCUCCUCCUCCUCCUCCUCCUCCUCCUCUCCCCCGUGUCUGUGCGCUUCAUUGUCAGGCCGCUCUGCUCCGAUUGGAGGAGAAGCAGCCACUCUGAACGAGGGAAUGGCAGACAUUGUUGGUCCAUCUGUUCUGCCACUCAUUGUGGAACUUGCCUGCUACUGUGGAGGAAAAAAAAAAAAGAUACAGCUCUGGAGGACACAGCGAGGACAGAGUUGGACGCUCUGCUGGACCUGCAUCAGUCUCGGAUGUGGCUGCUGGGGAGAACUUUAGGACUUUUACACCUGCACUGUUUUAUCAAUCUGUUUUUUUAAAGGAUUUAAAUAUGCGGAAAUGAGCUAAUCCACUUCUCUUCAUUGUUUAUUGGUCUUUUGAAGUCUGGCACCCAUGAGUCAAGCUUUGUGAGAGGGCAGCGGUCGGCCCCCUGUGCUGGAUGUCUGUGAAAGAUCCAUGGGCCAAAAGGACCAUGUGGAGGCAGGAGCAGGCCACAUCCUCGACCUGGGGCUGGAUUUGGAGUAUCUCCACGUAGCAGGGGCUGACCGGCAGGCUGGCGGCGGUGACGGACCCCCUGCUAUGGAGGAGCAGGGGGAGAGCUCCGGCAACAGCGGAACCGCCGAUACCCCUCCGCUGGUGGCGGCGGUGGUGGUGGUGGAGGAAAAUGUGGGUUCUGAUGCAGAGUGCGAGCCGGCGACGGGAGACAGUGCUGUCCUUACUGCUGGCACCGACCCCAGUGAAGGAGAGGGAGGGUCGACUCCUAGUAAGAACGCCCACCAGCCGCUUUGUCGGACCCAGUGUGUGGACUUAGGCGCUGAGGGUCCUCCUGAGCCCCCAUGCGAGCUCUCGUUGGAACUCAAACGCGAAACCCCUGUCCGGUCCUCACCAAGCUCCCCUUGUAAGCACCCGCCUGGGCCUCUGUCCAAUCCCUCUACGUUGGAACCGGCGUCCGAGGCCAACGGGAAGGAGUACCGGGCUAAGCUGGAGUUUGCCUUGAAACUGGGCUACUCUGAGGAGACCGUGCGACUGGUGCUGUCCAAGCUUGGCCCCGACACCCUCAUCAAUGACAUACUGGGAGAGCUGGUCAAACUGGGCACCAAGUCGGACAGCGAGCAGCCGGCUCGAACGUUAGCCUCUACCUCGUCAUCGUCAUCCUCUUCUUCCUCUUGCGGCUGCUCUGAUUUGCUGGAUAGCCAGAGGUCCGACUCGCCUUGUCCAUCAGAGUCCCUGUGUGACCAGGACAACCUGCGACCGAUAGUGGUGGAUGGCAGUAAUGUAGCCAUGAGCCAUGGCAACAAGGAAGUGUUUUCCUGCCAGGGCAUCCAGCUGGCUGUAGAUUGGUUCCUAGAGCGUGGCCAUCAUGACAUCACAGUGUUUGUCCCUGCAUGGAGGAAAGAGCAGUCCCGCCCCGAUGCCCCAAUAACAGAUCAGGAGAUCUUGCGUCGUCUAGAGAAGGAAAAGAUCCUGGUCUUCACUCCUUCGCGGCGAGUCCAAGGUCGGCGUGUGGUUUGCUAUGACGACCGCUUCAUUGUCAAGCUGGCCUAUGAGUCAGACGGCAUCAUCGUCUCCAACGAUAACUACCGAGACCUGGCUAAUGAGAAACCUGAGUGGAAGAAGUUUAUCGAUGAGCGGCUGCUCAUGUAUUCCUUUGUCAAUGACAAAUUCAUGCCCCCAGAUGACCCCCUUGGUCGUCAUGGCCCCAGCUUAGACAACUUCCUGAGGAAAAGACCCGUCAUGCCUGAGCAGAAGAAACAGCCUUGCCCAUAUGGAAAGAAGUGCACUUACGGCCACAAGUGUAAGUACUAUCACCCGGAAAGAGGUGCUCAGCCUCAGCGUGCUGUGGCUGAUGAGCUGCGUGCCAGUGCCAAGACCAGUGUCACCACAAAAAACCAGGGAGACGCCGGGCUGGUGAAGAGCCACAGCGUGCCAGCUGGCAGCAUCGAGGCAAAAAAAGGCGCACCGAAAAGGCAGUCGGACCCGAGUAUCCGAGCUCUGUCGUACAGCGAUGCCGAGGAGAAACUGCUGACCAAAGGGAGGGCGGAAAUCCAGAGGACCAGUAUGUGUGGCAGUAGCAGUAGCUGCAGUGGGAGUACAACCAUGUCUCCGGCCCCAGAAGGCGGCCCUCCUGCCGGUCUGAACCUUCCCCAAGACCAGCAGUCCAGAGCAGCGACUCCUCACGGUUUACCAGCCUCCGGCCAUGACCUCUACCCUCACUGUGAGUCUCCAGACUUGAGCUACUACUCAGUAACACGUGCUUACUCAGGCCUGAGCCUGUCCACCAGACGGAGCCCGGACUGUCGCUUUCCAAAUGACACGGACCUGCGGCUGGGCUCAAUGGGCUCGGCCGGCUCCGAAUGCGGCAGCGAAAGCAGCGUGAGUUGCGGCAGCAGCUGCGACUCUUACAGUGAGAGGUCGUUUCCUGCAUGCCCCCCCGACGCCUUACUGGAAGACGGCAUCCAUUUCGCUAAUCCCCACAACCGGCUGUAUCCCCAUCACACCCCGUCAAACCACGAACUCUGUGGCCUUCAUCCUGCUGAGUACACAAAUAUCCAACACAGCCACUCAUCCAAUACUGGAGUACACAGCUACCACCUGAGUGUGGCACGUGGGCAGAGCUGUGCUCACGAUCAGCCUCCACCAGAGGCUCCCCCAAAGCGCCCUCUGUACCCCUUACCCCCUCACCUCCAGCACCAGCCGCUCGCUGCACGCUCCAGCUGCCCAGGCGACUACCAUUCUCUACCCCAGUCCAACCCGCACCCUCCUGGCUCCCCUCUUGGCCGCUGCCUGGCCCCAACACGAGCAGAGAGUGUGUCAGACUCACAUCUGUAUGAACACAUCUCCACGUCGCACCAUCACCACAGGGCAAAAGCUCUGUCCAGCUGGGACACAUACUACAGACAGCCUGCACUGCCUCCGUCCAGGUAUGAGCCGUCUGCCUAUCAGAGCCUGCCGGACACACGCCAGUCAUCCUGGCACGCUCCUCCCUGGCAGCAGGAUGGCUACGCCCAGCACCACUCCUCUCACCCAGCUCUCCACCCAUCCCCUACACAUUACUUAAACCACCCACCGCCUCCAGCCCACUCUCCUCACCCGCCUCAUCCAUCCAGCACCCCGCUCCCGCCAUAUCCGCCACACAGCACUCACCUUUCAGUGCCCUCCCACGCUCCUCCUCCCUCCUACAUGACACAGCACCCAGAAUCCCCAGCACACAGCCGCUACGGGGACGUGAGGGAGAAAGCGUACGUCAACCUGUGCAACAUCUUCCCCUCGGAGCUGGUGAGCCGCGUGAUGGCAAGGAGCCCCCACAUCACGGAUCCCCAGGAACUGGCGGCCGCCAUCCUCGCAGAGAAAGCCCAAACAGGCUACUGACGAAUGAAUGAAAAUGUAAGCUCCCGUUUGAACAAAACUGCAGUUACAUAGGAAACAGGAAAACAUCAACUGUGGGCGGUUUGCAUCAGAGCAUCAGGACUUUGCCUUUGCAACACUUGAAAGCAUGCUGGGUUUGCAUGGUGGAAUUUUAGACGCCGAUGCUUUUGGAUUGUCUGCCAGGGGAGCUUUUUCUUUUCUUAUGACAUUAAUGAAACAACGCUCAAGUUUCAAGGAUAUAAAAAUGCCGUAGCUCAGCUCUGGUCACUGUGCAGCGACAGCGAAAUCAGCUCAACUUUAAGAAGUGUGGAGAGAGCGAGUCAUUUGACAAAAUGUGUGACUUUGAGAAAAAAGUGCAACUCGUGGCGAUAGUCCAAAUCUGCCCAGUUGUUCCUAUUUUAUUUAUUUAGUAGCUUAUUAUAUUUUUCACACUAUCACAUGCAAGACUUGUUAUGCAUCAAAUUCAAAAGGCACUUUUUGGUUUUACAGCCGGAUCAUGAAUUGGUAUCCCAUGCAUCAAAUAUGACUGAUAUGAAGGAUUAUUAAAUCACUUCAGCUGCGUUUAUGGCCAGAAUUUAAUUUGUAGGCAGACUAUGCACACUUUAUGUGCACUGUAUGCUGUACUUACUCUCAGAUCUGAGUCAAACUAUGUUUGAAAAUAUUUUUUUUUUCUUCCAUGUGUGAAGUGCCAGGCAGGGUUUUCUAAAGUACCACAGAUAAUUAUUUAAACUUUAUUCGAUUUGUGAUUUUCUUAAUUUGUUACGUGGCAAAUCCCGGUCUGGUGUUCCAUUAUCACAUGGCAGUUUCAAACUACUUCUUUGCUGAGGUCUGUGUACUAUAUUGAUCUCUUUGUGUGUGUUGUGUGGCCAUUUGUGGGGAUUUUUUUGUUGUUGUUGUUGUUGUUUUUUGUUUUUCCAAGCUGAUAAAAAUGGGUGUCUGAAAGCUGGUCGUCUUAUUUGAGAUGACGUCAGUAUUUUGGUCAGAGUUGUAGCUGUAGAGAUGGGUGACCCUGUCGUGUGUACCUUAGUUUUAGUAAGGGACAUCUCUCUCUCUCUUUCUCUCUCUCUCUCUAUCUCUCUCUCUGGCCCUUUAUUUUGGGUCAACUCUGGCAUCUGCUACAGACAGAGAACAUGUGAAAUCAAACAUGUAUGUAUUGUAAAUAUAUUUAACAGGUUCCCCUGCUGUGCUUUUGGCUAACAGUGUCUACUUUUGUCUGUAGCAGAUCCCAGCUGAAUCCAUGCUAGACGGAGAAAAACCUUGUUUGAUACAAAUUGUAUCAUGAACUAAGUCGCUGAUGUUAUAUACAGUACAUGGACUUGUUGAUCUGUAUUUAUCAAACACUCUUGAUGUAUUGCCAUAUGAUGAAGUGCAUUUGACAACAGUUAUGUUCCAAUCGAGAUGUUCCAACUUUUAAUCUUGUGGAAAUUGCAUAAAGACAAUUAUUUCACAUAUAUUAUGAAACGGAAGGAGUUGUCUGCCUACUAUGUUUAGGUGUCACAACUUCUUUAUCUGCGCUUUUGGGUUUGAAGCUGGCUUAUUUUCUACAGGAGCUCCAAUUGAAUCAUGCGUGAGAAAUAUCGUUUGGUUUACUGCUUAACUUGCCCAAAAUUACAAAGCAGUAAUUUAAGUCUGUUUUCAGAGAGGUUGGGGUUCAUUUUUUUAGCUUCUAGUCAGGAAGUAGAUAAACUUUAAAGUAAAAAAGGUUGAAAAAUUGAUUUUUAUCAUUAACUAAUCCAUUGUUUCUAUUAUAUUAUAAAAAUUUAGUUGAUAGACCCCAACCAUGUUUAAUAAGUAAAUAUAUUUGGAUCAGUCCCAUAUCUCUUGGUGGCCAUUUUGGGUGGUGGCCAAUGUUUGUAAUACUCUGCUAAAGCUCUACCUGCAAAUAUUUUAUAUAUAUAUAUAUAUAUAUAUAUAUGUAUGUAUAAGUAUAUACCAGUAUACCCAGUCAGUAAAAUCUUCAGCUGCAUAAAUGUAACAGAAGUCCAGCUUGCUAACAUGGCCACAUUUUGUUACAGUGUGGUAGCUUGAAAUAAAUUACAUAUAAAUGAAGAAAAUAUCACAACUUUGCCACACAAGAAAAACAGUAACUUCUGAUAGAACCCUUACGUGGCUAACGCUAACAUUUCCUGGUAUCAUAUGUGCUGGAUUGUAGUUAGACCUAGGUAUAUGGGCAGAUUAAAAUGUUAGCCAAUCUGGAUUCUUGGGAUUAUGUUUUAAUAAUUUAGUAAUCAAUAAUUAAUGUCUGUCAGGUUCUAACUGGUUAAGCAGCUGUACUUAGCUUGGUUGUACUUGAUCAAGUGGAGCCCAACCAACGCGUGAAACAAGUUCAAAAUGGCCACCAAGGAACUAAAAGUCUCCUGAAUGAGCUCGUCAUACAGAUCAUCACAAGCCAGCUACGUAAAGCCCACUGAUUUCUUUCCUGUCCAACGUGUCACAUUGUACAAAUAAUGAAUAAUUGUACGAUAACACAUGCUGUCGAUGAGAGAACCUUUGUGUGUACUGAAGAAGCGCCUUCUCUCUGGCCUCCUGGCACUGUGUGUCAGUGUGGCACCUGAGCGUGGGCCUAAAGUAAUGCCUCUUCAUGGCAUUGUGCUUAUGACACAUCCAAUACUCUGAACUAUGUUCAGCUAACUGUUAUGCAUGUUUUGAUUUGUUUUGGUUUCUGCAUGUUUCCUUGUGUUUAAUUUGUGUACAUAGCUGUGUUUUCGUCCUGGAAGUUUGCCUUGCCAUUACUGUGAAAUAACACUAACUGUUAAGAUACCAGCUAGAUCUACUCACUCUCCACAGUGGCUUGUUGUUUGGCACAUUUUUGUUUUAUUGCAUACAGGCUAUCAGUUAGUAUUGAUUUCAAUUGUUCAAAUUAUUAUUUUUUUUCUAUAAGGUCUGACAGGAAGCAUGUUUUGGAAUGCAUCCCAGUUUUCACCAAAUUUGCUGUUUGCUUUGGAAGUGCACUCUGCCAUAGAUAGGGAAACCAUUAUGAUAAAUUUAAUUGUGUGUUGUAGAUAUUACAAUGAUAUACAUGGCAGUAUGGUCUAACAGGAUGAAAACCCUCAAUUUCAAAUUAAAUUUACAUUUUGCGUGUAAUUGAGUGUAAUAUUCUCACCUGUAACUGUGAUUGUCCAUUAAAGAGAGUACUACUUAUAAAUGUUGUAUGCAUCAACAUUGUAGUAGUUGCAAAAA